AUGCAAACAAAGAUAAGGACAAUUAUGAGGAGUCACUUUAAUGCACAUCAUUCAGCAUAUGCAUAUUUCCUCCAACUAAGUCAACUGUUUUGUGUUUCUGACAGAUAUGUGGCCAGGGAAAUCGAUUCAUGCAGAUAUGAGAAAUUAGAACAGAAGUAUUUUCUGUUAUUAAAAUUUGUCGAUGCAUAUUUUCUUCAGUCAAUCGGUGGCUUUCAAGCAUGCACAGUCAUCAAGCACUCAGCUUUCACCACUAAGUCUGUCAUUGCAGGAAUAUUAGUACUUGAAUGUAAUUUCAGUGGACUUUUCACAUACAUUAUUAAAAAUUCACUUUUUGCCACUUUAAAUUUGCGUGAUUUGGUUUUGUCUCCUCAAUCAUUUCCCAUCACAUUCACUGUCAGAUAUUCAGUGAAUUGUCUACGACUGCCAUCCAGGUGUUUUUUGUUCUGGUAUGAUUUUUUAACCAACUUAGUCAUUGCUGAAGAGAAGUAA
Messenger RNA from Echinococcus granulosus, 489 nucleotides. RefSeq lists its product as hypothetical. The record is from RefSeq and is a predicted model, not a curated record. The transcript is spliced from 5 exons. Bases 1 to 489 code for a protein of 162 amino acids. NCBI's taxonomy places the organism in Eukaryota, Metazoa, Platyhelminthes, Cestoda, Cyclophyllidea, Taeniidae.